Botrytis cinerea B05.10 is the source of this 1327-nucleotide messenger RNA. RefSeq lists its product as hypothetical. The record is from RefSeq and is a predicted model, not a curated record. NCBI's taxonomy places the organism in Eukaryota, Fungi, Ascomycota, Leotiomycetes, Helotiales, Sclerotiniaceae. Bases 364 to 1296 code for a protein of 310 amino acids. The transcript is spliced from 4 exons. Gene Ontology annotation, biological process: transmembrane transport.
GAUAUCGCCACGUGAUCCGGAUGAUAACUCUUAUCGGGUCCGCCCCGCCAUCUCCGUCCUGCUCCGAGGAACAACUUUAAUUUCUAGUGGACAAGGAUCUGCAGCAAGCUACAGCUCCGACCCUCGGCCAGUCUGCUUCAACGCAAUAAAAAUUAUUAGUUUAUACAGAAAUAUUUCGUAAAACAACACAGUCAGCUCCUAUUACAAACACUCAUACCAUUUCUCCGCCCUUUGAAGAUUUUACUUCCUCUUCUAAGUUCUGCAAUAUCUUGAAAUAGAGUUGUCUGGCUGCUCGACUUAUUCGAAUUGGCGAAGUGAUAGCGAGCUUGUUCUGUGAAAAGAGUAGGAGCAGGGAAGAUAAAUAUGUCUACGACAUUAGGGGCCUUUGUCGCUGGUGGAAUUGCAGCAUGCGGAGCUGUAACUGCAACUCAUCCUUUUGAAACAGUGAAGAUCCGCAUGCAAUUGCAAGGCGAGCUCCAAGAGAAAGGUCUCCAACCAAGACUAUAUAAAGGACCUAUUCACGGUGUCACAACUAUUGUGCGGAAUGAGGGUCUUGGGGGUAUAUAUCGAGGAAUCGGCGCUGCAUACAUUUACCAGAUGAUCCUAAAUGGAUGUAGAUUGGGAUUCUACGAACCUAUACGAGAGACCCUCACUGGCGCAUUAUUCGAUGAUUCAAAAACACAAAGUUUGGGUAUAAAUAUAUUUUCGGGCGCAACGUCAGGAAUAUUGGGUGCCGCGGCGGGAAGUCCAUUCUUCCUGGUUAAGACAAGGUUACAAAGUUUCUCACCACAAGCGCCAGUAGGCACACAACAUGGUUAUAAAAAUGCCGUGGAUGGAAUGAAAAAGAUUUAUACGACAGAGGGAGUAAAUGGACUUUACAGAGGGGUAGGGGCCGCCAUGGUUCGGACAGGUUUUGGAAGUUCUGUUCAGCUACCAACAUAUUUCUUUGCAAAGCGGAGACUUGUGAAACACUUGGGAAUGGAGGAGGGGCCAGCAUUGCACCUUGCAAGUAGUACAGCUAGUGGUUUUGUGGUCUGUUGUGUCAUGCAUCCACCAGAUACUAUCAUGUCGCGUAUGUACAAUCAAACUGGCAAUUUGUACUCGGGCAUUUUCGACUGCCUAGCGAAGACCGUCAAGACCGAAGGUAUCUUUGCUAUCUACAAAGGUUUCUUGCCACAUCUUGCAAGAAUUUUACCUCAUACUAUCUUGACCCUCAGUUUGGCGGAGCAAACCAACAAGCUUAUGCGGAAAUUCGAAAACAGAAUCCUUCCUGCGUCGAUAAAAGAGCAGGUAUAGACUUGUUGAUUAUACCUCAAAUUGGUUGGCA